Messenger RNA from Centropristis striata (black sea bass), 3542 nucleotides. It is a transcript of the gene ccdc51, whose product is annotated as coiled-coil domain containing 51. The record is from RefSeq and is a predicted model, not a curated record. The transcript has 7 exons. The coding region runs from base 198 to 1565 and encodes 455 amino acids. Lineage: Eukaryota; Metazoa; Chordata; Actinopteri; Perciformes; Serranidae.
CUGAAAGCUAACUGCUUGCUGUUUAAUUUGACAUCAAGAUGCUAACUAGUUAGCCAAAAGAAAGUUGGUCCGUGUGACAUGAAAGAUCUGACAACACUGAGGAAAACAGGUCCCUGGUUCAGUCUGGACUCUGGAGCUGCAGUAAACGUGGAGCUGUGACAGUUUUCCAGCUGCAUUUCUGACUGCUGUUCUUCUCAAUGAGGUCCAGAGGAGCUCAGGUCUGGCUCCGGGCUCCGGGCUCCUGCUGUCUGUCGCGGCUCUGCCUGCCUGGAUCUCUGCCCAGCAGACUGGCUCUGGUCCGGACCUACAACCAGCCUCCACCCACAGACCCCAGGCCUCCUGAUGAGAAGGGCCGGGCUGAGGUGGUGAAGCAGCAAGCCCUGGCUGCCCUCCAGCAUGCAGGUGAGUUGGGUCAGCAGUGGGGUCAGAGGUCGGCUCAGGCAGCCAACGCCACCGUCAGCUACUGGUGGGAGAAGUACGAGGAGUUUGUUGGACUCAACGAGGUCCGAGAGGCCCAGACCAAGGUCACAGAGGCUGAGUCAGCGUUCAUGGUGGCCAGAGGGAUGGUCCGAGAGGCUCACAGCAGCCUGGAGGCCCUGCAGGUCCGUCUGAAGGAGGUCAGAGACCGGCUGGACCGAGUCUCCAGGGAGGAGGCGCACUACCUGGAGCUGGCCACGCUGGAGCACAAACUGCUGCAGGAGGAGCGGCGUCUCCGCACAGCGUAUGAGAACGCCGAGGGCUCGGAGAGGGAGAAGUUCUCCUUGUUCUCAGCCGGCGUCAGGGCGAGCCACGAGAAGGAGCGGUCCAGAGCCGAACGCACCAAGAACUGGUCCAUCCUGGGCUCGGUGCUGGGGGCCCUGAUCGGGGUCAUGGGCUCCACCUACAUCAACAGAGUCCGCCUGCAGGAGCUGAAGAAUCUGCUGCUGGAGGCUCAGAAAGGUCCAGAGAGCCUGCAGGAGGCGCUCCGGGUCCAGGCUGGAAACCAUCGCUCCCAGCAGGAGGAGCUGCAGACGCUCAUCGACAGCCUGGGGCUCGCCCUGAGCCACGCCUACUCUCAGAGGGACGCCGUCCUCCAGGACAGCAAAGCUCCCAGCCCGGCCCCGCCCACGCUGCCUCUCUCCGUCCUCAAAGACCUCCAGACGGGCCGCCAGAAGACUGAGGCCCUCCUGGAGGCCCUGCAGCCUCAACUGGGAACGCUGGAGCGAGGACUGGGGAGAGUGGAGGGAGAGAUGUCGGUGGUGAGGAAGCUGCUGGAGACCAGAGCGAAGCCUGAAACACCAUCUGAAGCUCCAGCUGAAACACGAUCUGAACCACGAUCUGAAGCUCCAGCUGACCCUCAGGCUGCUCCGCCUCCAGCUCCAGCUCCAGUGAGCCCAGAGAGGGCGGAGCAGUGGGAGCAGUGGGAGCAGUGGGAGGCGGAGGAGGUGGUGAAGCGUCUGGAGGAGACCCAGAGGACUCUGGGAGAACGGAUCCACACUAACACGGUUUAUAACGCCGUGUUCACCUACACCGCCACCGCCAUCACCAUCUCUGCCGUCUACCUGCUGCUCAGAGGAGCCGGAUAGACUUUAUACCAUUAAAAUAAUAAUAUUAAUAAAUAUGUUCACAUGCACUGAACCACCAUCAGCUACUGGGAGCCAAAAUACAACAAUAACUGAGCUUAUACAGUCAUGGAAGAAAUAUUAGAGCCUUGUUUUCUUCAGUUUCUUGUUCAUUUUAAUGCCUGGUACAACUAAAGGUUCAUUUGUUUGGACAAAUAUAAUGAUAACAACAAAAAUAGCUGAUAAGAGUUUAAUUUAAGAGCUGAUAUCUAGACAUUUAACAAUUUGUUUUUAUUUCGAUAAUUUUGUGUCCUUUUUUGAUCAUUUUUACAUUUACAGUGAUGGAAACAUUCUUGAUAAUAACCAAAAUCAUUAUCAAGAAUGUUUCCAUGACUGUAGAUGUAAAAAUGAUCAAAAAAGGACACAAAAUAACAAAAAAAUAGAUGUAAAAAUGACGACGAAAAAUUAUCGAAAUAGAAACUAAUUGACCCAAAAAAUAUGUAAAAAUGAUCAAAAAAGACACAAAUUACAAAAAUGACACACAAUUACCCCCCAAAAAGGGCAAAAUUACCAACAAAAUGACCAAAGAAUGUGAGGUAAACUGUUCCCCAGCAGAGCAGCGUUGGAGUUGGAGCUGAUAUAUUUAGACAUUUAACAUGGUUUCAUUGAUAAUGAUUUUGGUUACUAUCAAGUAAACCAUGUUAAAUGUCUAGAUAUCAGCUCUUAAAUUAAACUCUUAUCAGCUAUUUUUGUUGUUAUCAUUAUAUUUGUCCAAACAAAUGUACCUUUAGUUGUACCAGGCAUUGAAAUGAACAAGAAAUUGAAGAAAACAAGGGUGGUCUAAUAUUUUUUUCCAUGACUGUAAUUGAUGGGUAUAUUAGGCAAAGUUAGUCGAGCCACGUGAGUUUUUGAUUCAGCCUCGUCAGCCUCAGAGGGAGAGAGCUCCUUGAUGAGUUGCACUUGACUUUUUUUGCCAGACGUGUCAGGAAAACCUCCAACAUGUUAAUUUAUGACGUUCCACAGGACAUGAAGGUCAGUAUGAACACCUGAAGGAGCAAAAAUGAACAAGAAUAAAUUAACUGUCAUGUUAGAAAACAGUCCUUAUGAAUGACAAAAUAAAAAUUACCAAUUUAAGCCCUAUUAUUAAAGUUUUACAAAGCUCUGAUUGCCUUUAAUCGCUGCAGUCUUUUCUGCUCUUUAGAUCAAAUAUAAAUAAGUGAAAUGAACUGUGUGUUAAAAUGUAUAAAACCUUUGUGGAGAGGUGCAGACUGAGUCUCUGCAGGUCUGAACCUCCUGCUGCUUGAACAUGAUGAUGAUGAUGAUGAUGAACUCUGUUAUUAAACUGUCUGUGCUGCUGAGUUAUUGUUUGUUUAAUAACAAACUAAAUCACUGUUUGUUUGAUGAAGAAAGACUUGAUUCAUUGUUUCACACGAGCUCUACAGAAUUAUUCCUGUUUAUUAUCAAACAAAACUGAGGCCUGUAAAUAAUAAUUAUUUUCAUUAUCGAUGAUGAUCUGCUCUGAGGACUUUCGCCUUUUUAAAUGUUUUUGAAUGAUUCUAAUUGUAAAAAUAUUUAGUUUAUUAUCAUAUAAGACAAAGAAAAACUGGAAAUCUCCACAUUUGUGAGGUUGAAACCAGCUUUUUUUUUAUUUUCUUUUGGCGUGUUUACAUAAUUAAUGACCUAAAUACAGCAGACAAAAACUUAGCUUUGUCAUAUUAUUAUAUUAUAUAUUAUAUUAUUUGCUGUUUUUUGUUCUUAAAGAUGAGCCAAGAUAACAUCCAUAAUACGCAUUUGUCUAUUUACAUCUGUAGAGUUCAGAGAACUGUAGAGGCCUAAAUUCACCAGAAGUAAUCAUCAUUUCCAUCUGUGAACACAAAAUCUGAGAUAACUUGUCUUAAUGUUGUUAAAUGUGUCUUAAUGUGAGUAAUUUCCUGGGGAAGUUGCAUGGUGAUAUAUAUAUAUAUAUAUAUAUAUAUAUAUUCAGCUGGAGUGUCUUGAUAA